Messenger RNA from Alternaria rosae, 1464 nucleotides. Its product is annotated as SprT-like family-domain-containing protein. Gene Ontology annotation, molecular function: metalloendopeptidase activity; single-stranded DNA binding; polyubiquitin modification-dependent protein binding. Gene Ontology annotation, biological process: DNA repair. Gene Ontology annotation, cellular component: nucleus. The coding region runs from base 255 to 1298 and encodes 347 amino acids. The record is from RefSeq and is a predicted model, not a curated record. Lineage: Eukaryota; Fungi; Ascomycota; Dothideomycetes; Pleosporales; Pleosporaceae. The transcript is spliced from 2 exons.
CAGACAAAGCACUCGGCGGACAGUCCUAAUUACGAAGGCGCAAGGGGCACCGGCACAGCCAAGUCACGACACUUGGUGGUGUCGAACAAUCAUCCCCACGCACUAGGGCGGUUUUGUGCACAUGCAUUGCAGCCCUACGAGCCACACGGCACCCGAAACAGACAUCCAUGGCGAUCUCCCUUAAUCCACAGACCCUGGCCCGCCUGGCCUGCUAAACACGCCCGCCUAAUCGUCGACUAUGUUUCGCAUGUGCCAUGCCCGUUACCGACGAGGAUGCUGCAUUGGCGGCCGUUGCGACCCUGCAGCCGCUGUCCCCUGAGCAAGACGAUGCCCUGAAGAGCGUCAACGCCAUCCUGCACAACGACGAGCCCUUUGUCGACAUCCACGAACUGUUCGCCUUGUACAACGUCCUCUACUUCCGCAAGCUCCUCCUCCCACGUGUCGAAGUCAUCUGGUCGCCGCGUUUGACUCUGUGCGCUGGCAUUUGCGAACUCUCCAGGGAUCCUAAGACCAACAAGUUCACGCGCAUUCGUCUGAAGCUGUCGACACCACUGCUGCAGUAUCGUCCUCGAUCGGACACCAUCAACACACUGCUGCACGAGGCUAUCCAUGCCUACUUCUUCAUCACCACAUCGUGGAAGCACUCGCGCGGGGACGACGGUACUGGACAUGGGGUUGGCUUCCAGCUGCUUGCCGACGCCGUGAAUAACCACGGCAACUAUGAAGUCACCAUAUAUCACACCUUCCACGAUGAAGUCGACAGCUACCGCACCCACGUCUGGCAGUGUGAUGGACCUUGCAGAAGCCAGCCGCCGUACUUUGGCCUCGUCAAGCGGAGCAUGAACCGAGCUCCUGGCAAGGGUGACACGUGGUACUCGAGACAUCAGGCCGAGUGUGGGGGCACAUAUCACAAGAUCCAGGAACCGGCGCCAACUAAGAAACAGUUGGAGGCUAUGAGUACCAAGGAGCGUGCGGGACGGCAGAAGAAUAAACUGGAUAGCUGGAUCAAGAAGGAUGUCAAGGUGGAGGGUAGGACUUCUGAUUCGCCCAUCAUCAUUGGUGAUGAGGAUGAAACCUCGACCAAGUCUUCGAACGAUGGGCCAAGUGUCGCGUCCGCAGUUGUGGAAGAUGUUCUUCGUUCAUCCACACGUACAUCCUCCAGCGCUGGCCAGAAACGGCCGCGAGAUGAGGAGCAUGGUCCGGUCGUACAGAAGAAGUUACUUGUCGACUGUCCGAUUUGCAAUGUUAGGAUAGCAGAGUUUGACAUCAACGAGCAUCUGGACACGAUACAUCCUUAAACUUAAUGUUUUUGAGAUUCUAGAACAAUCAUGUCUCUUCGUGAGUUUUAAAGGUGUUCUAAGAGGUAUGCAAACAACGUUUGUGAAGAUAGAGACUAGUAUCCUGCUGUCUAGUCCCUGCCAUACUCUCUAUCUAGCGAAUAUAAAAACAGGCAACUCAACCAAG